Molecule: messenger RNA, 5119 nt
Organism: Pelodiscus sinensis (Chinese soft-shelled turtle)
Lineage: Eukaryota; Metazoa; Chordata; Testudines; Trionychidae
Source: RefSeq, a predicted model, not a curated record
UUUCCCUUUUCUUGUCAUUCAGUAUUGAUACGCGGGAUUGGCAGACCUGAAGACAGAAAUUCCUCAUAUAGCUGCAGAACAGGUAAUUAAAUGUCUUUACUGUGGAGCUCUGCUUUGUUGGAAUGCUUGGAUGCACUGCAGCUCCUCCUGUAGCUUUCUUUUGUCUGCCCCAUUGUGAGAAGAUGGCAAAAGUAAACAUUACUCAAGACCUCAUCCACAGGCAGAUCAAGGAGAAAGGCGCCCUGGGCUUUGAGCGGCACUAUCAUGUCACUGACCCAUUCAUCCGACGUCUGGGCCUCGAAGCAGAGUUGCAGGGUCACUCUGGAUGCGUCAACUGUCUAGAAUGGAAUGAGAAAGGAGACUUGCUGGCUUCUGGUUCUGAUGACCAGCACACCAUUGUCUGGGAUCCCCUGCAUCACAAGAAGCUUCUUUCUAUGCACACGGGGCAUACUGCAAAUAUCUUCUCUGUCAAGUUCUUGCCACAUUCAGGGGAUCGGAUCCUCAUCACAGGGGCUGCAGACUCCAAGGUGCAUGUUCAUGACUUGACUGUCAAGGAAACCAUCCAUAUGUUUGGCGACCAUACCAACAGGGUGAAGCGUAUUGCUACUGCUCCUAUGUGGCCCAACACGUUUUGGAGCGCAGCCGAGGAUGGGCUAAUCAGGCAAUAUGAUCUGCGAGAGAACAGCAAACGCUCAGACGUCCUGAUAGACCUGACCGAAUACUGUGGGCAGCUGGUGGAGGCCAAGUGCCUAACUGUCAACCCUCAGGAUAACAAUUACCUAGCGGUGGGAGCCAGUGGGCCCUUCGUACGGCUCUAUGACAUACGCAUGAUCCACAAUCACAGAAAAAGCAUGAAGCAGAGUCCUUCGGCGGGAGUCCACACCUUCUGUGACCGGCAGAAACCCCUUCCGGAUGGUGCAGCACAGUACUACGUGGCAGGGCACCUUCCAGUGAAGCUCCCCGACUACAACAACCGACUGAGAGUUCUAGUAGCCACAUAUGUCACCUUCAGCCCUGAUGGGACAGAGCUAUUGGUCAAUAUGGGAGGGGAACAGGUCUACUUGUUUGACCUGACUUACAAACAGCGACCGUACACUUUUCUCCUGCCAAAGAAGUGCCACUCUUCAGGGGAAGUGCAGAAUGGAAAGACAUCAGCCAAUGGAGUGUCAAACGGCAUCCAUCUCCACAGCAAUGGAUUCAGACUGUCUGAGGGAAGAACACCUCUCAGUCCCCAGAUGGAGCUGCCUCCAUACCUGGAAAAAAUAAAGCAGCAAGCCAAUGAGGCAUUUGCAUGCCAGCAGUGGACUCAAGCCAUCCAGCUGUACAGCAGAGCAGUUCAGAAAGCACCCAACAACGCCAUGCUGUAUGGAAACAGAGCUGCUGCCUACAUGAAGCGCAAGUGGGAUGGAGAUCAUUACGAUGCUUUAAGAGACUGCUUGAAGGCCAUCUCCUUGAACCCAGGCCACCUGAAAGCCCACUUCCGCCUGGCCCGCUGUCUCUUUGAACUGAAGUAUGUGGCAGAAGCGCUGGAGUGUCUGGAUGACUUCAAGGGGAAGUUCCCGGACCAGGCGCAUAGCAGCGCUUGUGACGCGCUGGACCGAGACAUCAAUGCCGCCCUCUUCUCGAAAAGUGAUAAUGCUGAAGACAAGAAAGGGGGCGGGCCAAUUCGGCUGCGAGCAACCGGGCGCAAAGAUUCCAUCUCGGAUGACGAGAUGGUGCUCAGGGAACGCAGCUAUGACUACAAAUUCCGGUACUGUGGCCACUGUAACACCACCACAGACAUCAAGGAGGCCAACUUCUUUGGCAGCAAUGCGCAGUACAUAGUCAGCGGCUCCGACGAUGGCUCUUUCUUCAUCUGGGAGAAAGAAACUACCAACCUGGUGCGGGUGCUGCAGGGGGAUGAGUCUAUUGUGAACUGUCUCCAACCCCAUCCAAGUUACUGCUUCCUGGCCACCAGCGGCAUUGACCCAGUUGUACGGCUCUGGAAUCCCAGGCCUGAGACGGAAACCCUCAAUGGGCGUGUAGUGGAAGACAUGGAAGGUGCUUCCCAAGCUAACCAGAGACGAAUGAACGCAGACCCCCUGGAGGUGAUGUUGCUGAACAUGGGCUACCGUAUCACAGGACUGACCAGUGGGGGGGCUGGAGGCUCAGACGAUGAAGACAGCUCAGAGGGGCAAGUCCAGUGCCGGCCCAGCUAAAGCAGAACUGCUUGUCCUUCCUGUAAUUGUUUUGUUGAAGGGGAACCUGACUUCCUUGGUUCUAACCUUUCUCUGACUGCACUGUUUCACACUAUGCACAGAGUAGGACAAGCUGGCAGGGGCAGGAGCGGCCUUCCCAUCAAACCACCGCCACCACCUCUCCCUCUCCUCCCCGUCACACUACUGAGCAGCAUGGCAAUGCAGUCUGGGUUUGGCCUUUAGUGGAAUUUAGUCCCUGCAGGGAUUUUGAGUUGUCUGUGAGCAGUAUAACCUGGUGACCUUCUCCAGUGUGAGCUGGAAGAAGGGGCAGUGGCUACAUUCAUGCGUUUGCAGAGGAUUCUUAACAUCCUAAAUAAAAUGUAAAACUAGGGCAGGGAUUAUGGAAUGACUUUACUGCAGUGAUCUUGAUCCCUGAAGCUUGGCUUAGCUACUCUACCACCAGUCCGGGGUCCUUGGUCUUUGGCUGUUGGUCAUAAUGAAAAAAUCUGUGUGGCCAACUAGUGUUCAACUGAUCGCCACCUGUUAACGUAUGGCCCUGGAAGGGGCUGUGUUUGCGUUUGCAAUAGGUGGUGGCCAAUCCAUAUCUCUGGGCAUCUACCUUAGCUGAUGAGUGAAAGGAUACAUUGAGUACAUGCAUUUGGGAGAGGGGGCAACCUGCCCUCCCAGCUCUAAUAUCCAUUAUUGUUCUCUUGGCUUGUGAACGCAGAGAGUAGAGAAAACAGGAGCGGGAGGAUAUUGGUCUGGGGUAUGAGGCUUUGAUGACUGCUGUGAGCAAAGCUACCAAGGAAAGUGGCUAAUAGCCCUCUUCCAAGGCUUCCAUCUCCUUCACCCAGAAGGCUUUCUAGAGCCAUUUACCUUUUUCUCCUAGCACCUGUGCUCUGGUGUUGGGAAUGCUGCUGUCGUGCACUAUUGCAUCUGGAGUUGGAGCUUCUAGAAGGUGAAUUUUUUUUAGUGCAGCUAGCUUCUCAGAAUCUCCACUACUGGCCACAGCUGAGGUGACCGCUCCCUGCCUCAUCCCCAGGUGACCUCCCUCCUGUGCAACAAGCAGAGAGGAACGGUGGGCCAGUGAUCCUCUCAGGAGCUCUCCUGGCUUUCCCCCACAUUUUCCUUGCUCUGUGUCUGCAAGGGCAGGCCUGGUGCUUCAUACCUUUAGAACACAGCACUGUAUUUCCCACUCUUUUCCCCCAGGUAACUUGCAGCCCUGUGUCCCCUCUUGCCCUUACCAAACAGGUAAUAUCAAAUUGAUCUUACACGACUGUUUUUUAUGACUAUCAUCUAAAACCAAAGAGCCCCUGGAGAUUUUGCUACUUUCUUGCACUCUUUACCUUUUGCUGCUAAGGGUCUAAAUACGCUACCAUUGGUCCAGGAGUGUGGGGGUUGUGUCUGGGCACAUCAGGGCCCACAUCAUGGAAUCUCUGAUCUUCCUGUACCUGUUGUGGAAGAGUGAGCGGCCCCUCCUUCCUCUCUGGCUGCCAUGCAUUGAAGGCAGGAAUGGCUGGGUGAUGGUUGAUCAAUGUGACUAGCUUUCCUCCUACCACCUCAGCGCACUUUUUACCUGCUUUUCUGUACAACUAGCAUGAGCCAACUGUGACCUAAAGGUUUGUGGUCUAUCCCAUGGUCUGCCCCCUUUAUAGUGUAGGAUGUACCCUGUGGCGUUUAGUGGGCCCCCAGCAGGCAGUGCUCCAUCUUGCACCUGCUGUAAUGAAGGUGGAGCUAGCUGGGACCAUGUCAUCUCUGCCUUUAAGGCAAAAAGCAGGUAAUGUCUGCUCCGUCUUACACAAGGGAGGCACAGCCCUGAUGUUCUCUAGGUCACUGGGAAGACUGAGUGUCCUUGUACUCCUAAGAGCCUCAGGGGACUAGGACAGAGGGUUGUCAAGUAAACAUAACCUCAGAUUUUCUUCAAUCCAGACAGGACUUUCUGGGGACAGGCCAUCACUUGGUGGAGGAGGGGGCUUAUGCCUUUCCUGUUCUUGCCUGCUUGGGUUUUUUUAACCUACCACCAAUGUGGUAAACCUGACUCUUAACACAGUUGUGACCGUUCAGUUGUAUACAGGCUACUCCCAACAGCAGUGUGCCGAUAUUCCCAGGUGCUCAAUGUUAAAAACCCCGGGGCAGCAGAAAAUGGCUUACUGGUUUGGUUUUUUAAGUGGCCUUUCUUUUUUUUGCCUAAAAUAUUCAUAUAGACUCAUCUUUCUUCUCCCUCUCCUUAAACUUUGCAGGCUUUCACUAAAUACAUCUUUCAACUUUUUUUAAAUUUUUUAUUCUAUUGAGAUCUAUUGAGAUUGGAAACUCUGAAGACAACAGAACCACAUGCUCUCCUGGGGUUUCUCUUUCCAUUCAGUGUAUGCCAUGGCAGCUGGCUUUUCGAAGCACCGGUGUAGCUCUUCUACCUGCCAUCUGCAGUGUGAAAGCAAAAGACUUCCUGCUUCUGCAGUUGAUAGCUUUUUUUAAUGGCUGCUUUGAUUAAAAAGAAAAAAAUAAUAGUGGGGUUGAAAGGAGGAGUCCUAGCCACACCUCCUCAUUUUGAACAGAUUCCAUAUUUAUUGGUGAAGGAAAAACAUCCUGGGAGAAGAGAUGUUGCUUUUAUUUACCUUUGCUAUUUUCUUCUACCCUUCUUGAAAAGAAGUCCCUCCCUUUUUUGGUUAACUCUUUCUAACUGAGGAUAGGCAGAGAUUGCUCCUUUUAUUUUUGUAUUUUUUAGCAAUGGGAAUCUCCUUAGACACUCUAAGAUGUCUUUGCAAUAUGCAAAGGAAACUGCUCAUAGCUUUUUAAAUAUUAGAGAUGACAGUCUGCCAACCUCUGCCCCUGCAGUUCUAGAGAUAACAUGCAGGCCUUCCUGUCCUCAUUAACAGGAACAGACUGUCUGUUUCUCUGGUCCCUGGAAGAGAAAGGGUUAAGCAAUUAAACAUUUUUGUUCUAGU